This is a messenger RNA of Dracunculus medinensis (Guinea worm), 180 nucleotides long. Lineage: Eukaryota; Metazoa; Nematoda; Chromadorea; Rhabditida; Dracunculidae. The record is from the annotation of a GenBank genome assembly.
AUGACUAAGGUUAUGCAAGCGCUAGGAAUGUUGCAUCAUUUAACGAAGACUAAAUCCAAUGUUGCUCGACGCGCUUCAUCUGCUUCUUGUAAACUGCGUAAUUGUAAAAUCGAGACCUUGAAGAAGACUCGUGAAAAUAGUUGUCACAACGGUAAGAAUUCAGUGGAGUGUGAACGAUGA